AUGCAACGAUUACAAAUAGUUGAUGGAGAAGCAGAUGAAUCUGAUUCUGAAUCAGAUGAUCAACAACAAUCUACUAGUGAAAGCCAGAAUGUCAUUACAGCAACUGAUAAUAAAAAUCGAAGAAGACAACUACAGCAACUGAACUUCAUUAACAACAAUCAAGCUAAUCCAGCCAGAAUGAGAGCUCGAGUUCAUGUUGAUGAGAAGCUAACUCAACGAUGGCAAAUUCUUGGAGCUGAUGUUUUGACGAUUGUUUGGAGACGAAAUAUGCCGGUUUGUAAGAAAGUGGAAGAAAUGGAAAAUGUCAUUGAGUCCACCUUUAACACUUUAAAAGCAUCCACCACUACAUGUCGCACCCUAUCAGACAACAUGUCAACUCUCAAUGACACGGAACUGAACGAAAUCGUUUUCAUCCUCAAAUCGGAAGCUCCGUACAUAGCACACCUGGAACAUGCCAGUAUUUUUCUCGUGAUAGCUCAGUUGGGCGAUGAACGAUGA
Auanema sp. JU1783 is the source of this 498-nucleotide messenger RNA. The record is from the annotation of a GenBank genome assembly. NCBI's taxonomy places the organism in Eukaryota, Metazoa, Nematoda, Chromadorea, Rhabditida, Rhabditidae.